Molecule: messenger RNA, 247 nt
Organism: Alternaria alternata
Lineage: Eukaryota; Fungi; Ascomycota; Dothideomycetes; Pleosporales; Pleosporaceae
Exons: 1
Coding region: 44-202 (52 amino acids)
Source: RefSeq, a predicted model, not a curated record
UACCAAAUCAACGUUCUCCUUGUAAACUCAACUGCAUAGCUUAAUGCUUAUGGGCUUAUCGCAAGUAUUGGGCUGCAUUGGGGUUUGCAACCUUCAACUAGUGGUAGCAGCAUUGAGAAAGAGCAGAUGUCGAUAUGCAACACAAGGCUUAUGGGGCCAUGACGCGCUAGCAUAUACACCCCUAUGCAUUCAAUCGAGUUGACGCUUUCAAAGUGCCUCCAUUACAGAGGUCUUCCGAGGUUGAGUU